This is a messenger RNA of Debaryomyces hansenii CBS767, 2553 nucleotides long. Its product is annotated as DEHA2B16456p. Gene Ontology annotation, molecular function: oligopeptide transmembrane transporter activity. The transcript has a single exon. Gene Ontology annotation, biological process: transmembrane transport. Bases 1 to 2553 code for a protein of 850 amino acids. The record is from RefSeq and is a predicted model, not a curated record. Lineage: Eukaryota; Fungi; Ascomycota; Pichiomycetes; Serinales; Debaryomycetaceae.
AUGUCUGAAACGAAACUUGAGGACAAAAGCGAUUUUAUACGAGUGGAUUUGAAAGAUGAGUCAACUGCCCUUCAUGAGGACUAUAAACAUAAACUUUAUGAAAAGUUGGGUCACAGUGAUGUUCUAACUGAUGAUACCAGCAUUCCUGAAAUAGAGUAUCUUUUUCAAAAAACCGACGAGUUACCAUUACCAAAGGCUCUUGAUAUUUUGAAACAAUGUCUUCAAGAUCAUGAUGAUGAUCCAAAUUUUCCAUAUGAUGAUUUUGAAUUUAUUCAAAAAAUUGUGAACGGUUAUAAUAAUGAUUUGAGAAUGAGUUAUGAUGACUGGGUUUUUAACGUCAAGAUGUAUGCAGCUUUGAAUGAAUACCACUCUCCAUAUCCAGAAGUUCGUGCAAUUUCUUCACCCUUAGAUGAUCCAAAUAUCCCUUGUGAAACUAUACGUGCUUAUAUAUUAGGGUUCUUUUGGUGUGUUGUUGGUACUGGAGUCAAUGAACUCUUCUCUCGUAGACAACCUUCCAUUUAUUUAUCUGCCUCAGUUUGUCAGAUGCUAAUGUAUCCAUCUGGUCUUGCUCUUGAAUAUGUUUUGCCAGAUUGGGGAUUUACGUUGUUUGGAACUAGGCAUUCCCUAAACCCGGGUCCUUGGACUUAUAAAGAACAGAUGUUUGCUACUGUUAUGUUUGAUAUCGCGAUUGGUGGUAUGUAUGUUGGUUACAACUUUUAUGUCGAAAAACUAAAUAUCUUUUAUGGUAAUACUUGGAUUACUGCAGGUUAUCAAAUUCUACUUUCUCUUUGCACUCAAUUAUUUGGUUUUGGUUUUGCAGGUAUUCUCAGAAAGAUAGUUAUCUACCCAGUUCGUGCUGUUUGGCCAACUAUUCUACCUACACUCGCUCUUAAUCGAGCUUUAUUGAAGAAAGAAAAAAAAGAAAGUAUUCAUGGCUGGACAAUCACUCGUUAUAAAUUUUUCUUUAUUGUGUUUACUUGUUCAUUUUUAUACAUGUGGGUUCCUGAUUAUUUAUUUCAAGCAUUGUCAUAUUUUAAUUGGAUGACUUGGAUCAAGCCUGACAACUUUAAUUUGGCAACUGUUACCGGAUCUAUUCAAGGCCUUGGUUUAAAUCCAAUUUCGAGUUUUGAUUGGAACAUUAUUGGUUAUUGGCUUCCAUUGGCAUUCCCAUUUUAUACAUAUUUGAAUAUGAUGAUUGGAAUGUUCAUUGGGUUUUUCGUUAUUAUUGGUCUUUAUUAUAGCAACUACAAAUGGACCGCUUAUCUUCCAAUCAAUGAUAACAACAUCUAUACAAAUACCGGUACAAUAUAUGAGGUCCAAAGUGUGCUUACCAACGGGAGACUUGAUGAGGAUAAAUAUAAAAAAUACGGCCCACCAUAUUUAUCGGCUGCUAACUUGGUAGUUUACGGUGCUAAUUGUGCCCUUUAUACGUUCAUGGUUCCAUACGUCUUCUUUACUGAACGUAAAGGUAUUUGGAACUCAAUCAAAUCAUUGAAAGAACUGAUUACCGAUUUCAGAUCGUCAAAUUAUUCACGUUUCAAAGACCCACAUUCUCGAAUGAUGUCUAAUUAUAAAGAAGUUCCAGACUGGUGCUUUUUAGUGAUCAUGUUGAUUGCGCUUGUCUUCGCAAUUGUCUGUGUAAAAGUUUAUCCUGCUAACACCCCUGUUUGGGGGAUCUUCUUAGUCCUUGGUAUCAAUGCUGUGUUUGUGAUCCCAUUAUGCAUCAUUUACGCUGUUACCGGGUACUAUUUCACUCUCGAGGUUUUAGUGGAAUUGAUUAUUGGGUAUGCAUUACCAGGAAAUGGUGACGCUUUAAUGUUUUUGAAGGCUUUGGGAUUCAAUAUUACCGGCCAGGCUCAGCAGUAUGUAUAUGAUCAGAAAAUGGCACAUUAUGCAAAAGUUCCUCCACGAGCAGUUUUCCGUGGUCAAUUGUUGGGAACUAUUUUCCAAAUAAUUGUGUCAUUGCUUGUUAUAAAUUGGGAAAUCUCGAAUAUUGAUGGAAUAUGUACUGAUGAACAGUCAAACAAUUUCACUUGUCCUAGUGAAGUUUCUUACUAUUCUUCUUCAGUAUUUUGGGGUGUUAUUGGACCAAAAAGAGUCUUCAAUAAAUUGUAUCCUGUAUUACCUUAUUGUUUCCUUAUUGGUUUUUUACUUGCUCUUGUAUGUCUUGCUGUCAGACAUUACUUUUACAAACAAACUCGUUGGUUUCAACCAGCAGUUAUCAUUGGUGGGCUCUUCAAUUACGCACCUUAUAAUUUAAGUUAUUUCCUUCCUGGUCUCUACAUGUGUUUCGCUUUCAACCACUAUAUUAAGAAAAGAUUUGGUGCAUGGUGGGAAAAAUAUAAUUAUAUUUUGUCAUCUUCUCUUGAUGCUGGUGUUGCAUUCGGUGGAAUCAUUAUCUUCUUCGCUGUUCAAUACCAUGAAAAAGAUAUAAAUUGGUGGGGAAAUUCAGUUUCUUACGCAGGUACUGAUGGUGGUAUGGGACAAGUUAGUUUAUUGGACCCAACCACAGCCCCAGAUGGAUACUUUGGUUUGAGGUCUGAAGAAUUCUAA